Staurois parvus is the source of this 360-nucleotide messenger RNA. Lineage: Eukaryota; Metazoa; Chordata; Amphibia; Anura; Ranidae. The record is from the annotation of a GenBank genome assembly.
AUGCAAUUGCCAGUUCUCAGCUGCACUUUCCUCACGCUGUCAGAGAGUGAGGAAAGUACUGCCGAGAAUUGGCAGUUGUCAGAGCAGGGAUCAGCACCAAUCAUCAGGGCACUGAUGAUCAGUGCCCUGAUGAUCGGUGCCCAGCAGUGCCACCCACCAGUUCCGCCCACAAGUGCCCAGCAGUACCACCCACCAGUGCUACCCACCAGUGCCCCCACCAGUGCAGCCCAUCAGUGCCACCCACCAGUGCAGCCCAUCAGUGCCGCUUGUCAGUGCCGCCCAGCAGUGCCGCCAGUCAGUGCCCAGCAGUGCAGCCAGUUAGUGCCCAGCAGUGCCACCAGUCAGUGCCACCUAUCAGUG